This is a messenger RNA of Vidua chalybeata, 1245 nucleotides long. It is a transcript of the gene DKK2, whose product is annotated as dickkopf WNT signaling pathway inhibitor 2. Gene Ontology annotation, cellular component: extracellular region. The transcript has 4 exons. Bases 44 to 853 code for a protein of 269 amino acids. The record is from RefSeq and is a predicted model, not a curated record. Gene Ontology annotation, biological process: negative regulation of canonical Wnt signaling pathway; multicellular organism development. Gene Ontology annotation, molecular function: receptor antagonist activity; co-receptor binding. Lineage: Eukaryota; Metazoa; Chordata; Aves; Passeriformes; Viduidae.
AAGAAAAAAGGAGAAAAAAGAUAAUCCUUUUGGGGGAGGGGAGAUGAUCGUGCUGAUGUGGAAUAAGUGCUCCUGCUGUCUCCUCUUACUAGCCGCGGUCCUGAUCGUGGAGAGCUCCCAGCUAGACAGCUCCAGCUCCAAGGUGAACUCCAUCAAGUCCACCCUGAUGGGGGAGGCUCCCACUCAGGCAACCAACAGAUCUGCAGGCAUCCACCAGGGACUGAUGCUUGCUAGCAGUAAGAAGGGCAAAAUGCUAGAGCAGAUGGGAAAACCUUCCAAGCACUAUCACCGGCAAGGAGAGGCCUAUCCUUGCACUAAUGACAAGGAAUGCGAAGUUGGGCGAUACUGCCACAGCCCUCACCAAGCCACGUCUGCGUGCAUGAUGUGCCGGAGGAAGAAGAAGCGCUGCCACCGGGACGGGAUGUGCUGCCCCGGGAACCGCUGCAACAACGGUAUUUGCAUACCAGUAACUGAAAGCAUCCUUACUCCUCACAUCCCUGCUCUAGAAGGGCCACGCAACAAGAAGAAUGGUCAUUAUGCGAGCAAGGAUUUGGGAUGGCACAACCUGGGGAGGCCCCGAUCCAAGCUGUCACACAUAAAGGGACACGAAGGCGAUCCCUGCCUACGGUCAUCAGACUGUAUUGAGGGACACUGCUGUGCUCGCCACUUCUGGACCAAAAUUUGCAAGCCUGUGCUGCAUCAGGGGGAGGUGUGCACCAAACAGCGCAAGAAAGGGUCCCAUGGACUGGAGAUUUUCCAACGAUGUGACUGUGCCAAGGGUUUGUCUUGUAAAGUAUGGAAAGAUGCCACCUCCUCUUCUAAAUCAAGACUUCAUGUGUGCCAGAAGAUCUGAGUGAGGAUUGGGAAGAUAUUAUUAAGUGACUGUGGCUUUAUGUGCUUAAUGCAUUAUGGCAUGGCAGAAAAAGGGGACUGCAAAUGAAAGUGGAAUGGCUAAAGUGACAGAGUAUGAGUAGAAGUCACACCAAAUGCAUUUCUUUUUGAGCUCGUGGUAAACACAAGUGUAGCUGGAGUUCACUUACCACGUGGUUUUCCUGUAAAUAAUUCUACAGUUUGUGGGAAAUGCUAGUAUGCAAACAAGUAGAGUGGAAAUGAAUGUCACUUACCUUGCUGUGUUGUCCCAUGAUGUUUCAGGGGUUCAGUGUUAGGGCUACAGUGGGUCUACAGUGUGGUAAGCAUUUUCUACAGAAAUUGUAUACAUUGUACUCCUAUAGGAAGCAGUGCACG